This is a messenger RNA of Zingiber officinale, 2171 nucleotides long. RefSeq names its product probable protein phosphatase 2C 35. Gene Ontology annotation, molecular function: protein serine/threonine phosphatase activity; cation binding. The record is from RefSeq and is a predicted model, not a curated record. Gene Ontology annotation, cellular component: cytosol; nucleus. Bases 184 to 1548 code for a protein of 454 amino acids. Gene Ontology annotation, biological process: protein dephosphorylation. NCBI's taxonomy places the organism in Eukaryota, Viridiplantae, Streptophyta, Magnoliopsida, Zingiberales, Zingiberaceae. The transcript is spliced from 4 exons.
UUGGUCCACACUGAUACCAUCGCAUUGAUCUCCCCACAUCUCCUCCCUCAUUCAUCGAGUCAAGCCGCCAUGGUCCCCCCGCUCCGUCACUGUUCCUCUUCUUGAUGUGAUCGAGCUUUCCACGACCCUCGGUCGCUCGCUUUCCGGCUGCUCCGACCGCCGCCGACAAUUUAGUUCCGAGACAUGGGCUGCGUGCAGGGCACGAACCGCGGUCGCUGUCGCUGCCUGAGCUGCCGCUACUGCUGCUGGUGCUGCUGCCACUACCAUCCCCCCUCCAUAUCCACCGACGGCGCCGUCGAAGGCGCCGACCCUCUUAGGGUCCAUGAGAUCGGCUCGCCGCGCUGCCUUCUCCGCGCGUUCUCGAAUCGUGCUGGCCCGGGCGGCACCGUGCCCGUCCCCUCCGCUGGCGUCUGCCUCCGUUUCGCCUCCCUCACCCAGAGAGGACACUACCCGGACUCCUUAGACCGUGUGAACCAGGACAGCUUCUGCGUCCGGACCAGCUUCCAGGCCAACCCCGACCUCCACUUCUUCGGCGUCUUUGAUGGCCACGGCCAGUUCGGCGCUCAGUGCGCCGAGUUCGUCCGCGAUAAGCUCACGGACUUAUUGAACUCCGAUGCUCGCCUUCCGGAUGACCCUGUGAUGGCCUUCCUUUCUGCUUUCGUCGCCACCAAUUCCGCGCUCCACGAUAGCGAGAUCGACGAUUCGAUGAGCGGCACGACUGCGAUCACGGUUCUCGUCAGCGGCGACACUCUCUAUGUUGCAAAUGUGGGGGAUUCGAGAGCGGUGGCCGGAGUUUGGAGUGAGGGUAGCGUGGUGGCCCAGGAGUUGUCCAUUGACCAGACACCAUACCGGAAGGAUGAGUAUCAGAGGGUGAAGCAGUGCGGUGCAAGAGUGUUGUGUGUUGAUCAAGUGGAAGGGAUGAUGGAUCCUGAUAUCCAGAGCUGGGGCGAUGAAGAGGAUGGGAAUGGGGAUCCUCCAAGGCUGUGGGUGCAGAACGGCAUGUAUCCGGGCACUGCGUUCACCAGGAGCAUUGGAGAUAUGACGGCUGAGAGCAUCGGCGUAAUCGCCGUUCCAGAGGUCAAGACUGUAAAGAUUACGCCAAACCAUCUCUUCUUUGUUAUAGCAAGUGAUGGUAUUUUUGAGUUCCUAUCAAGUCACAUGGUGGUCGAUAUGGUGUCUAGAUUUCCUGAUCCUCGAGAUGCCUGUUCAGCAAUUACUGCUGAAUCUUACAAGUUGUGGUUAGGACAUGAAAACCGGACAGAUGAUAUAACAGUUAUUAUUGUGCAUAUCAAAGAUAUGGAAGAUAGUACGUAUCAGUCAGAUUCUCAAGCAACCCUGAAAACCAUUCAAACCUGCAACAAUGCUUCCAUAAGUUCUGAGACGGUAAAAUUUGAAAGGCAAACGAUCAGUGAACCCAGUAACAAUGUAAAAAGCAGCUCGGACUCCAAUUCAUGCUCUCUUGGAUCGGCAGUAAAUGCAUGUCCUGAACGUACUGUAACUUCACCUACCACUCGCUCGGUCGAUUUAAAUGUGAUUAAUCCAGACUGACUGAAGCUACAGCAUUCAUGCCUCUGACCUCUCAUUGUUUGUAUUAGCACACUGAUUAUUUGGAAGUCUCUUCAUCAUACUUUCCCUUUUAUCUCGAAUGAAAUGUGUUUCUCUCUUAUCAUGCAUAUGGAUCAAGUUUCAAUCUGCUAGCUCCUUCCAAUCGAUAUAAUUGAUAUAUCAGUCAGGAUAAAGAUACUGAAAAGAUCCUAUGCUAUCAUCACCUUGGCAAUGUUGUCGUCAUUGUAAACCAUUUCUGCACACGAACUUUGUGACGACUUCUACCACACAAGCGAAGGCGGCAGAGACACUAAACGACUGAUGUUCCUACUGGCCUGGCCGGCUAAUUCUCACAACUCUUCAAUGGUCGUAAGCUGAGUCAUGUAACAAAAUCGAGCGGAACUUGCAGAAUGAAAUGGGUAUGUUAUGUAUUGCCAAACUCUCUGUAACAGAGUAUUUAGGCUGGUUGUACUAAAAUUCUAUAGUUUUUUUAUAUUAGCGUGUUGUGUUAACACAAGGGAGUGUUGUUUGCUCAUGAAAUUAAAUGUGUGUAGGUUUAUAUAUAAAUGAACUGCUACUAGAUUAUAAUGGGGCAGAAAUUAAAAGAGCCAUCCAAAUUUUAUAAA